AUGGAAAACAUUGCCGCGCAGCUGAAGCGCGGCAUCUCGCGGCAGUUCUCGUCGGGGUCGCUGCGGAGGAGCCUGAGCCGGCAGUUCACGCGGCAGGCGUCGCUGGAUCCGCGGCGGAACAACCAGCGGUUCAACUUCGGGCGGCAGUCGUCUCUGGAUCCGAUUCGCCGGAGCCCUGAACACGAGGAAGCGGAGCUCACCGUGCCCGAGAACCUGGACUCCACCAUGCAGCUGCUCUUCAUGGCUUGCCGCGGCGACGACAAGGGAGUGGAGGAUUUGCUUAACGAAGGGGUCGACGUCAACAGCAUCGACCUCGACGGCCGCACUGCCCUCCACAUCGCCGCCUGCGAAGGCCACAUCGAAGUCGUCCGGCUCCUCCUCACCCGUAAGGCCAACAUCGACGCUCGCGAUCGCUGGGGCAGUACCGCGGCGGCUGAUGCCAAAUAUUAUGGAAAUACAGAGAUUUAUUACAUGUUGAAGGCUCGUGGAGCGAAAGUGCCGAAAACCAGGAAGACUCCAAUGACUGUUGCAAAUCCUCGUGAAGUUCCGGAAUAUGAACUCAACCCGUUAGAGCUACAGGUUCGGAGGAGUGAUGGUAUUUCAAAGGGAUCAUAUCAAGUAGCUAAAUGGAAUGGCACAAAGGUUGCAGUGAAAAUACUUGACAAGGACAGUUAUACAGAUCCUGAUACCAUAAAUGCUUUCAAACAUGAGCUCACAUUAUUAGAAAGGGUGCGACAUCCUAAUGUGGUCCAGUUUGUUGGAGCUGUAACCCAAAAUAUACCUAUGAUGAUUGUGCGCGAGUACCAUGCUAAGGGUGACCUGGCAAGCUAUCUUCAAAAGAAAGGGCGUUUGUCCCCAUCAAAAGUUCUACAUUUUGCUCUUGAUGUUGCUAGGGGCAUGAACUAUCUUCAUGAAUGCAAACCCGAACCGGUUAUUCACUGUGAUUUAAAGCCAAAAAAUAUUUUGCUGGAUAAUGGAGGGCAAUGGAAGAUAUCUGGAUUUGGCACUGUGAGAUUUUCUUUAAUCUCACCUGAUGAAGCAAGCCUGAUACAGCCUGACUCUAACGUUGAUCUUUCAAGCUUGUACGUAGCACCGGAGCUUUACAAAGAUGAAGUCUUUGAUAGAAGUGUGGAUGCAUAUUCUUUUGGUCUGAUUAUAUAUGAGAUGAUAGAGGGUUCACCUCCCUUCUAUCCCAAGCCCCCGGAGGAGGCAGUGAAACUGAUGUGCUUAGAGGGGAAAAGACCGGCAUUCAAGAUCAAAACAAAACACUGUCCUCCGGAUUUGAAAGAGUUGAUUGAGGAAUGUUGGGAUCCAACCCCUGUUGUCAGGCCAACAUUUUCUCAGGUCAUUGAAAUAAAUAAUAGGCUACAUGCCACGUGGCAAGAAAGACAUCAUAUCAGGUUGCUUCCUCAUCCAAUUUGUGAGCUUCAAGUUGGUGUUGGUGUCCUGUUAGUAGCCAUUGCAAUUCGAACAAGAUUAACCUGA
This is a messenger RNA of Sphenostylis stenocarpa, 1485 nucleotides long. NCBI's taxonomy places the organism in Eukaryota, Viridiplantae, Streptophyta, Magnoliopsida, Fabales, Fabaceae. The record is from the annotation of a GenBank genome assembly.